This is a messenger RNA of Cuscuta epithymum, 1993 nucleotides long. The record is from the annotation of a GenBank genome assembly. Lineage: Eukaryota; Viridiplantae; Streptophyta; Magnoliopsida; Solanales; Convolvulaceae.
AAUUAGUCCAUUUAAGCUGAAUUGUGGGUGCGAAUAGCAAAAGUUGGGGUGCGCAGAGCACGUCCGUUUUUAACACAAACCUUCCUAAACACGCCCUCAGCCAUCCAGCCUCGGACAGUCGGCGAAGGAAAGACUCACGCCUCACGGAUAGGAAACUGAUGCUACAGAUUGCUGAAUAACCUCUCACGCCUCUGUAAAUUAGCGAUUCAGUGAUUAGUUUUCUCAAUUCUCAGGCUGUACAGGCAUCAAAGCCAUUGACGAAUGUUAUUCUGGUGAACCAAGUCAACCAACUACAUUCUCUACUUGACACCUUUCUGAUUGCAAUCACAAGUCAAAUUUGAUGGGGAAAAAUGACUUCUUGACCCCCAAAGCCAUCGCGAACAGAAUUAAAGCAAAAGGUCUGCAGAAGCUCCGAUGGUAUUGCCAGAUGUGCGAAAAACAAUGCCGGGAUGAGAACGGAUUUAAAUGCCACUGUAUGAGCGAGUCCCACCAGCGCCAGAUGGAGGUGUUUGGGCAGAACCCUAACCGGAUCGUCAGUGGCUACUCAGAGGAGUUUGAGAGUGCGUUCCUUGAACACAUGAAGAGAAGCCACCGGUUUAGCCGUGUGGCUGCCACGGUUGUGUACAAUGAGUAUAUAGCUGAUCGCCAACACAUUCAUAUGAAUUCUACGGAGUGGGCAACUUUGACAGAGUUUGUCAAGUACUUAGGCAGGACUGGGAAGUGUAAAGUUGAUGAGACUCCAAAGGGGUGGUUUAUAACUUAUAUAGAUAGGGACUCCGAGACUCUUUUCAAGGAGAAGAUGAAAAGCAAACGAGUCAAGGCUGACAUAGCAGAGGAAGAGAAGCAAGAGAGAGCGAUUAAGAGACAGAGAGAGAAGGCAGAAGAGUUGAUGGGGGGUGGUAUCUCAACAGACGAGAUUAAUGACUCUUCUGAACGGAAAUUACUGGAGAAGAAGUUGGAUGGUUGUGAUCAGAAGGUGAAGUUGUCUUUGGGCCCAUCAUUGAAACCCACUAAUGAAAAAGACAGACCUGAAAGCUGUUCAAUAUCUGUUUUUGACGCGAUGAAUUAUCAUCAGAACACGACUGGAGAUGGGAGUGCAUCAAAAUUGGGUGGAAAGAGUGGUUUUGGAGGGGUAAGUGGUGGGGGUGUGUUGGAUGAGCUGAUGAGAGAGGAAGAACAAGCAAAGGAAAAGCAAAACAGGAAGGAUUAUUGGUUAUGUGAGGGAAUAGUGGUGAAAGUUAUGAGCAAGGGGUUGGCUAAUAAGGAUGCAUAUUAUAAGAAAAAGGGUGUCAUUAGGAGGGUAAUUGAUAAGUAUGUUGGUGAAAUUGAAAUUCUUGAAAAUAAGCACAUACUGAGAGUUGAUCAGGAAGAGCUUGAAACUGUGAUCCCCCAAAUUGGUGGUCUUGUGAGGAUAGUCAACGGGGCUUACCGUGGAUCAAAUGCUAGGUUGUUAGCCAUAGAUACUGAUCAUUUCUCUGCCAAGCUGAAAAUUGAGAAGGGUAUAUAUGAUGGCAAGGUUCUUAAGGCUAUUGACUACGAAGAUAUUUGCAAAUUGGGUGUGUAAUGACACAAACUCGAUGAGAGCUUGCCCACUUCCAGCAGUUGCGCAUCUGCUUUCUUUCUGGAUGAUUUAUGGUUUUGUAACUUUUGGUGUAUGCACUUUUCUAAACUGAAUCAUCAAUCCUCUGUUCACAAUUGUAAAAACAUUUCAAACAUCAAAGUCAACGGCUCUUGCUUAAAUUGGCUUAUCAAUUCCAAACAUUUUCAUUUUUGGACCUAUUGUUUUGUGAUUGGGACACUUUUGGUCAUUUUGCCUAGUGAUGGUGAUACUUUUAAUUUCCCAAUUGUGACACCAAUAUUUGUUUUCAAAUGAUUGUAAUGAAAUUCAAACAGAGCAUUAAAAUUGUAACUCUCACAACAGUGAACAGUCUGGGACUAAGAACGAUGUAUCAUUUAUUUGAUCUCAAUUGCAAGGAAUUCAUUUUGCUUGGUU